AUCAUUGCAGACAGACAGACAGACAUCAUUGCAGACAGACAGACAGCAGUGCAGACAGACAAACAGCAGUGCAGACAGAUAAAGCUUGAAAUUGAAAGGAACUAAAGCUCUCUGCUCUUCUCCUUGGUGACCAGGGCUGACAGACAGACAGACAGACAGACAGACAGACAGAGGCAUGUCCACCCAACCGGGUCCCCAGCACAGGGUCUUGUUCCAAACCCCGGGUGAGGAGAAGGUGGAAGAGGAGCCUCCUCAACGCAGACUGGGAAAACUCACGGUCAAGUACAACCGCAAGGACCUGCAACGGAGGCUGGACAUCGAGGAGUGGAUCGACGGGCAGCUGCAUCUCCUGUUUGACUGCGAGGAGGAGGAUAUUCCGGAGUUAGAAAUUGACAUCGAUGAGUUGCUGGAUAUAUCAGACGCAGAACAGAGAUCAAAGCUACAUGACCUUCUUCAAGAGUGUGGCAAGCCCAAAGAGGACUUCAUUGACGGCUUGCUGUAUCGGAUGAAGGGACUUCGCAAGAUGUCCCUGAAAAAAUGAACAAAGUUGGAGUGGAGACCAUCUGAAAUGAGACACCAUCCUCUCUCACCUGUAGCUGUGGAUGUGUGAACAGUGACAGUCCUCAUGUAUCUAGAUAUAUCCUUAUGUAUCCACAAUCUGCAGUAUCAGUGUCUAUAUUAGUGGUUGGCAGCCCUAGACAAAGAGGGUCCUUGUUGGGCAGGUUACACCCUUAACAGUCAAUGGUGUUACUACAUCAGGGGCCCCCAUGGCAAUAUUUAAUCAUAUAUGGCACGAUGGCAGAUGGAUGGUGGAUCCAUCCACCAAUGGACGACCGGUACAGACAGGACUACUUAUCACAUACUUUAAUGCAGGGUUGACUGGGCCCAGAAAUUGGCCCAGGCAUUUCUAUUACACUGCCCAUUUUUUCCCUUUGAGGUCCUCACACGGCCCAAUUUUUUCCUAGAACCCCCAUUAUUAGCCAAAUAACGAUCAUUUUGCACACAUAAAAUGACCAACAAUUUAGACAUGCCCACUGGGCUAAAGACGGACCAGCCCAUCUGGCAUUUUCCAGAAUUUCCCUAUGGCCAGUCCGUCCCUGCCUCUAUGUGAUAGCAUUAUAUCAUAGGACCAUUUGGUAACAUAUAUGUCUUACACACAUAAGCCUGGUGGGUCUUCCAAUGGGGCAUCUGUGUAAAACAGAGUUUAAAAAUGAGAUAAUAUAGCAUAGAGAUGUCCUACUGGAUUCAAACACCUUUUGGUAUCAGUUGCCUCUGAAGUAGAAUGAGAGAUUAUCCAGUCUAGUGUUGAUGGAUUAUCCAGUCUAUCGUUUAUGUCGAUGUUUUUCACUGUUAUGUUACAGAAGGGUUCACCAAUUCACCAGGGCCUGAUUGGUUUAGUUAUUCAGUGUUAAUGGAUACUUCUGGCAUUUUUAAUAAUCCGAUCACAGCUUAUUUUUAUGUUGACAUUCUUUUUAAUUUUUUUAUUAUUUGAUUAAAUGUUUUCUCUGAUAAAUCCCCUGCUAUGACUAGCCAAAGAAUGUACUGUAAAUAUGGUUACUCAUAUUUUUGUUUAGCUUAAGGUGGUGUUUUAAAAGAAGCAGUGCUGUCAUUAACUUUCCCCAACUGUUACAUCGGAAUUUCAAAUGAAAUCUUUUAUAGAAAAUAAGUGUUGUACUGUGAUGUUACCUAUGAUAGUCUGUAAAAUAUCACCUCAAACAAAUUCACUUCAAUCCAUAAAAGGGUAGUUAGGCAUCACAAAAUAUAGAAGAGCUGUGGACCUGCUAAAGAUCCCAAUGGGGGAUCGAAACUUUAGCUGUUUGUGCAUUUCAAUAAAUCAGUGGAAGCAUAUCAGAGUUGUGACAUUCUUCAUUUCUUUACAUUAACUACUUAUAGGGCGGAAGGUAGCAGAGCGUUGGGCCAGUAACCAAAAGGUUGCUGGUUUGAAUACCCGAGCCGACAAGGU
Molecule: messenger RNA, 1963 nt
Organism: Coregonus clupeaformis (lake whitefish)
Lineage: Eukaryota; Metazoa; Chordata; Actinopteri; Salmoniformes; Salmonidae
Product: protein phosphatase 1 regulatory subunit 14B
Exons: 4
Coding region: 176-541 (121 amino acids)
Biological process (GO): regulation of phosphorylation
Cellular component (GO): cytoplasm
Molecular function (GO): protein serine/threonine phosphatase inhibitor activity
Source: RefSeq, a predicted model, not a curated record